AUGCCGGCGACACUGGAACUCAUUGGGCGAGGCCCUAUCACGCUCGAAGCGGCUGUCGCAGAGGAGGAAGAUGUCAUCAAUUGGGCCUCUUACGCGCCCGCAACUCAUCGGCUCUAUCAAGAGAUUUGGGACCAGAGAAAUUCGAUCGAAGCCCUAGUCAAGCAUCACAUGGCCUUGAGCACACAAGACAAAUGCACCGUGCUGCCGCCGGUCCACUGGAUCCGAGGCAGCUUCAACCUUGCCGAAGCUAGAUACCCGGGCAGCAUCGACGAGAAAUUGAGCUGCGAGGCGGGAGCGUACAUAUGGAUCGAAGAGAAGUGCCCAGAGAUCCGUUCGCCGCACUUAUUCGGCUUUGGAUUCAUGAACGGCCGCCAUUUCACCCACACGAAACACAUGCCAUUCUUCCCUCGCAUCAGCCGGCAAUUUUGGCGCUCCCUCUACAAGCUCUUCCGACUCCCGUUACUUUCCCACUAUGUCUGGAACCCCCCGAGUCAUCAAGGGCAUUUUGCGUACAUGGUGUUGGGAGUACCUGGAGGCUAUUCAGGGGCGCGAAUUGGAUCCUUCCAGUUCAAUGAUGACGGCGUCAUCACGCUGACGAACCGACCUCUUUCCUGCUCAAUGAUGAUUUUGGAGAACGACGGCGCGACCAGGACAAUACAUAGGAACGACACAUUUAGUUGCACCGAUGCAUUCGUAUCGGACACGCUCACCUUUCAUGACCACCGCUUUCUUAGCCAGCGAAACGCCGUUUACGAUGAGAACGACUGUCGUGGCCAGAUGGCAGUCAAGACAUUGCUCCGAGUAUUGUCACACAACCACAUCAGACGAGAACUCCGCAGCGGCCCCUUCUUACUUCAGCUUACUGACUUCCACGCGAGCAAUAUUUUGGUUGACAAGCAGUGGAAUGUCACCGGCUUGAUAGAUUUGGAGUGGGUGUGCGCCCUUCCCGCAGAGAUGCUCGAGGUACCAUACUGGUUGACUGGUUGUGCUAUUGACGAGAUUAAAGGCGAGCAACUCGACCGGUUCGAUAAGGUACGACGAGAGUUCAUGCAUAUAUUCAAGGACGAAGAGCAAUUUUGGUGCAGAGACUCAGUGGAUGUUGUUCGCAAGAAGCUUGCAGACAAGCAGGCAUACGACGAGGAGCUUCGAAACUUGUUCGGCAAGUGA
This is a messenger RNA of Hirsutella rhossiliensis, 1167 nucleotides long. RefSeq names its product Aminoglycoside phosphotransferase. Bases 1 to 1167 code for a protein of 388 amino acids. The record is from RefSeq and is a predicted model, not a curated record. The transcript has 6 exons. Lineage: Eukaryota; Fungi; Ascomycota; Sordariomycetes; Hypocreales; Ophiocordycipitaceae.